Messenger RNA from Ziziphus jujuba (common jujube), 2394 nucleotides. Its product is annotated as coatomer subunit delta. NCBI's taxonomy places the organism in Eukaryota, Viridiplantae, Streptophyta, Magnoliopsida, Rosales, Rhamnaceae. Bases 486 to 2078 code for a protein of 530 amino acids. The transcript has 12 exons. Gene Ontology annotation, biological process: retrograde vesicle-mediated transport, Golgi to endoplasmic reticulum; Golgi localization; endoplasmic reticulum to Golgi vesicle-mediated transport. The record is from RefSeq and is a predicted model, not a curated record. Gene Ontology annotation, cellular component: cytosol; COPI vesicle coat.
UACUUUAGCGCGUCCAAAUCGGUUUGUACCCGUGCACGCAGACCCUCCGUUAAUUGAUGUUUAAAUAAAAUUCAGUUAGAUUUCCGUGGGAGCUCAGUGGUUAGCACACCACGGUCCGGCCAGUGGAAGCUGGGUUCAAGUGUUGGAAGGAUGGGGAUGACCGGGGGCAUAGAAAAAAAUAUAUAAAAUCGAGUUUUUGGGAUAAAAUUGUAAAAAAAAUAAAAAAGAAAAAAGAAAACGUGAACCUCAAUCCCAAAUUACCCAAAAUAAAAUUAUGUGCAACGGCUGAAGAUUCUCCGUUUAUCGUUUCCAUUUCCUCCUCCUGCAUUUUACUGCUGCUCCAGUGUGUGCAGCACUACGUUCUUUAUCGCUUCCACUCCAAUUACUCCUCUUCAUUUUCGCACCAAAUUUGGUUCUCUGUAAUCCAUACAGUCCUUGCUGCCUUUUAGUUGGUGCUUGUUGGUUCUUAUCUCACAGUAAUCAAGAUGGUUGUUCUCGCUGCUUCCAUUGUAAGCAAGUCUGGUAAAGUGCUUGUUUCAAGGCAGUUUAUGGAUAUGUCUCGUAUACGAAUUGAAGGUCUUCUUGCUGCUUUCCCGAAGUUGAUAGGCACUGGAAAACAACAUACAUAUGUUGAGACAGAAAAUGUUCGCUAUGUUUACCAGCCUAUUGAAGCUUUAUACUUGCUACUUGUAACAAACAAACAAAGCAACAUUUUGGAAGAUUUGGAGACUCUACGAAUGCUCUCUAAGCUUGUACCUGAAUAUUCUAUGUCCCUUGAUGAAGAGGGCAUUUGUGGGACAGCUUUUGAGCUGAUUUUUGCUUUUGAUGAAGUCAUCUCUCUUGGGCACAAAGAAAAUGUGACCAUUGCACAGGUUAAGCAGUACUGUGAGAUGGAGAGUCAUGAAGAGAAACUGCACAAGUUGGUAAUGCAAAGCAAGAUAAAUGAAACCAAGGACGUUAUGAAACGCAAAGCCAGUGAGAUAGACAAAAGCAAGAUUGAAAAGAAUAGAGGUGAUAAGGGAGGAUUUAUGUCUUUACAAUCAAUGGGCUCUGGAAGAAUUGAGAGCAGCUUUAAUGACAUGAGCAUAUCUAGCACUGGAAGUGGUUUUGGAAGUGGUUCCAGUUUCGGAUUAAGCACUGAUGUUGACUCAUUUUCUACCAAGUCCAAAGGUCGUGCACCUUCAGCUGCAACUGCUCCUCCUAAGGGUCUUGGCAUGCAGUUAGGUAAAUCACAAAGGACUAACCAGUUCUUGGAGUCUCUGAAAGCGGAAGGGGAAGUAAUCCUUGAAGAUGUGCAGCCAAAAGCACGCCAGUCUAGAUCAGCUGCCCCACCUCUAACCGAUCCUGUUACUUUGAUUGUUGAGGAAAAACUGAACGUAACACUUAAACGUGAUGGUGGAGUUAGUAACUUUGACGUUCAAGGAACCUUAUCACUACAAAUUCUUAACCAAGAAGAUGCACAUAUCCAAGUCCAGAUCGAAACUGGUGGCAAUCCUGGCAUCCUAUUCAAAACACACCCUAACAUGAAUAAAGAAUUAUUUUCCAAUGAAAAUAUUCUAGGCCUAAAGGAUCCUAGUAGGCCUUUUCCCACUGGUCAAACUGGUGAUGCAGCUGGUGUUGGUCUUUUGAAAUGGAGAAUGCAAAGUACAAAUGAGGCAAUGGUUCCAUUGACAAUCAACUGCUGGCCUUCUGUUUCUGGGAGUGAAACUUAUGUCAGCAUUGAAUAUGAAGCUUCAGCAAUGUUUGAUCUGCGAAAUGUUGUGGUCUCAGUACCUCUUCCAGCACUCCGUGAAGCUCCAAAUGUAAGGCAGAUUGAUGGUGAAUGGAGAUAUAACUCAAGGAAUUCCAUCUUUGAGUGGGCCAUACUUCUUAUUGAUGACUCAAACCGCAGUGGAUCAGUGGAGCUUGUCGUUCCUGCAGCAGAUUCGUCUGUAUUUUUCCCAAUAUCUGUGCAGUUCUCUGCUACUAAUACAUUCAGUGGCCUGAAGGCUAUAAACAUCCUGCCACUCAAAGGUGGAGCUCCUCCCAAGUUUUCUCAAAGAACACAAUUGGUUGCAGAGAAUUACCAAGUGGUGUGAGGACUGUUGUUGGGCAACAUUUUUGGAUAUGGCAUAAAGGUUUGGACAAUUUUUUAUUCAUGAUCGUUUUCUAUUCAACUCGAAGUUAAUGAUGCUUCAUGUAUUGUCGCUAAUUUGAACUCACUUUUCUUGUCAAGUCUAGGUUAAAUCAAAGCACCUGCGAUUUUUUGUUUCAUUGCCCUGUGCUUCUCUGUUGUAUCUGAUUUCAACAGGAAGUGUGCUUUACAAAUAAUAUUAUUUCUAAGAACGGAAAUGGAAUACGCUUGGAUUUUUUUUAAAUCUAAAUUGAAUAUACAUCGCAUUAUCCUUUUUAUCA